Molecule: messenger RNA, 333 nt
Organism: Strongylus vulgaris
Lineage: Eukaryota; Metazoa; Nematoda; Chromadorea; Rhabditida; Strongylidae
Source: the annotation of a GenBank genome assembly
AUGGGUGCGACCGCUCUGACAUUAGCAGCAGCUGGAGGCCUCUCUGCAUUAUCUUGUGUCCUAAUGUGCUCCUCUACGAGCGUCUUCUGUGCUCUACUAGAUCUUGGAGCUGAUCCCACGAAAAAGACUCUGAAGAAGAAAACUGCUGCAGAACUAGCAGAACAAUUUAAGCGACAUGACGUAUUAGCUAUAUUAGCGGAUAAAAGCAGAAUUAGACAUCAUGACAGGAUUGCUGUUGGAGACAUUCGGCAACUGAUAGCAGAAAAUCAACUGGAUUGUGCGGAAUUUGUUCGUGGCAAGCAGACAUCUCUAGCCGAAGGUGCAACACCGCUA